GUCAAUACUCUUCUCUAGUCAACUGCAUAUUUCUCAGUGACUCUACACUAUAUGCUCUGUGCAAUACUAUAAUGUCCACCACCACGACGGCCAGCACCUCGGCCGUCACGGAAGUGCAAAUCUUCGGCGAGGUCGAGCGGGUAGCGGUUGCUGACGAUGUCUACGGCAGCAUCGUCGCCGUCGACACCGCCGCCGGCCUGACCACGAUCGCGUUCGACUGCCGCCCGAGCGUCUCGUCAUGCAGCGCCGACGGCAACCUGAUGCCUCUGACUGUCACGCAGGGCCCGUCCACAUUUGCGUUCGACCAGACCAGCAUCUGGUAUCGCGAGUGGCUCACAGAAUGGUACUCAAUUCAUAUCACCUGCGAGAUCACCUCGUCCGCCUUGAGUGCGAUCUGUCUCUCCUCGCAGACGCCCGUGUCGCGGGUGACGGACACUGACACAGGCACGGAAACGACCACGGGGACGUACGCGGUCACGGAGCCCGCGGAGACCGCAUAUCUCUUUUCGCUGACACAGGGUGAGGUGUUCUGGGACAUUUUUACUGUCACGGGCGGGGUAUCCAAAUUGCCCGGAACAGCCACUGCAACAGCUACUACUACAACGAGUUCUUCGACAACAACCACAUCUACCUCUACCAUCACCACCACAUCUUCUUCAUCAACAUCCUCCUCUUCAUCUUCGUCGUCGUCGAAGGCAUGGAUUGCCGGCCCGGUUAUCGGAGGGAUAUGUGCCGUCGCCCUCGUCGCGGUGGGAUUAUGGUGGUACCGGAGGAGGCAGAGAACACCAAUACAGGCGGAAACCGCAGGGAACACAGAAGGCAACUUACCACCAUAUUAUGAUGCGUAUGAUGGGGCGAAGCCGGUGGACAGUAUGGCAGAAGCACACUCACAGCCAUUGAAUGAGAUGCCGGCGAAUGAAAUGCAGGUGGCGGAAUUAGGGCAUGAGGGGCGGCUGGAGUUGGAGUAGUCAGUUUAUAUAUAGAGUAUAUAUAAAGUUCUUUAUUAGUGGAUACCCUGUUGAAUGGCCAGCUGAGUUGUG
This is a messenger RNA of Penicilliopsis zonata CBS 506.65, 1040 nucleotides long. RefSeq lists its product as hypothetical. Lineage: Eukaryota; Fungi; Ascomycota; Eurotiomycetes; Eurotiales; Aspergillaceae. The record is from RefSeq and is a predicted model, not a curated record. Bases 72 to 968 code for a protein of 298 amino acids. The transcript has a single exon.